UAGUAGGUUGGCCUGAGUCCAAGUGCUAUUUGCUUACCUGAUGCUACUCUGCUCCUUCUGGAAAGCUCAAAUGUGGCCAGGAGACAAGAUCAUGUUCCGAAGGCACUGUUAGGUGAACAACAGUGUUAAUAUGGUGAAAAGGAAGCUUGCAGCUCAUGACAAUCUGAAACUGACAAUCACACAAGAAGGAAAUAAAUUCACGGUCAAAGAAUCCAGCAAUUUUCGUAACAUUGAUAUUGUUUUUGAGCUUGGUGUCACUUUUAAUUACAGCCUAGCAGAUGGAACUGAACUCAGUGGUGCUUGGAGCCUAGAGGGAAAUAAACUUGUUGGAAAAUUCAAACGGGUAGACAAUGGAUGUGAACUGAAUGCUAUCCGAGAAAUUGUAGGUGGUGAACUGAUCCAGACUUACACAUAUGAAGGAGUAGAAGCCAAGAGGAUCUUCAAAAAGGAAUGAGCUUCGUUUUUGGAGCACAGCCCAGAACACAAAUUGAAUAGAAAAUCUAUAUUGUAUUAAAACUGUUUUUCUCUCCCUGAUUAGUCCUUUUGUAAACAUAACCAGCGACUUAUAUUUCUAGUCUUGCCAAGGCAAAAGAAGUAAAAAAGCUAAUUAGGAUUUAAUUUGUUUUACAUUCUCUAAGAUGUACAUUUAUUGCUGUAUUCGUGUUGGAAAAGAAUUUGUGACGUUUUAAAACAGAUGAAUAAACUUUGU
Lynx canadensis (Canada lynx) is the source of this 709-nucleotide messenger RNA. It is a transcript of the gene FABP2, whose product is annotated as fatty acid binding protein 2. The record is from RefSeq and is a predicted model, not a curated record. The coding region runs from base 131 to 454 and encodes 107 amino acids. Gene Ontology annotation, molecular function: fatty acid binding. NCBI's taxonomy places the organism in Eukaryota, Metazoa, Chordata, Mammalia, Carnivora, Felidae. Gene Ontology annotation, biological process: fatty acid transport. Gene Ontology annotation, cellular component: nucleus; cytosol. The transcript is spliced from 4 exons.